GUAAGACGGAGGUGAUUGUUAAAUAAUCAAUCGCGAAAUGAGAUCAUGAAGCGAUCGCAUUCAGACCCUUGUUAGCUGAGGCUGAGCUGAUCCUUUACUCCUCAGGUACCAUCCUUCAUUACUUAAGCGAGAGUAAGAAUCAAAUCCGAAAACCCGAGGAGAAACUCCGUGGAGGAAAUUGAUGCGAAUGCGAGCCUAGCCUGGACAUUCAGCUGAGGCCCCAGAGCGUUGGCCAUGGCGUCUACCCCACCGAGCUCUGUCAUUCCACUCCAUUUCCUUCACCAUUUGGGACAAACCACAUCAUCGUCUGGGGCUCUGGGCUAAAAGCGAGCAAUGCGAGGAUAGCUCACUACCUAUCUCAGCUAUAGCGCAGGGGUCUUUUCCUGAAAAGAGACAGAGCUUAGCUUCUCUGGUGCCAACAGACGUGGCUCAGUCUUCUGCUUUCGUCGUUUUCAUCGUAUUUUCGGUCCCAUCACGCGUGCGGCACAGCAAACCUUGUCUUCUUCAACAACAUCAUGAUGGGAAGUUGAUAUAUGAAUCCUAGAGAAUCCCCUGCAGAUACCUGGUUUUCACUGAGAUCUUUUCUUAUUCUCGCAAGCGUCUUCGUUUGCGGAGACGCCUUCUCUAAGCCUUCGAGGAGAGACAAUGGGCCAGGGACAUGCAAAACCGAUCCUAGCUCUGCUGAAUGGCCAUCCGAUGAUGAGUGGGCCAAGUUGAAUGAGACUACCGGUGGGCAGCUUCUUAAGGCGGUUGCCCCAGGAUCCGUUUGCCAUCCUGAACAGCCCGACUACAACCCCGACCAAUGUGCGACUGUGACUACAGGAUGGACUACAUACGAUUUCCAUCAAAAUGAUCCUAUCUCCAAUAUGUGGGAGCAGUAUAAUAAUGAUACGUGCCUUCCCGACCCGAAUACUCCAUGCAGUCCUGAUGGAUAUCCUGCCUAUGUCGUGAAUGCAACAAGCGCAGAUAUCGUCAAAUUGGGUAUCGAUUUCGCACGUACGCAUAAUAUCCGAGUUGUGAUAAAAAGCACGGGCCAUGAUUAUCAGGGCAGGUCACAAGCCCCCGGCGCUUUGUCCAUAUGGGUUCGUCACCUGCAAAGCAUAGAAGCUCAUACCGGAUUUCAGCCCCAGGGAUGCGACUUCAUGAUUGAUGGUCCGGCCGUAACGGUAGGAGGCGGUUCACAACUUAUCGACAUAUAUAGAGAAUUGGACAAGAUUAAUCAAACAGUAGUCGGCGGAAAUGGAGCAUCUGUUAGCGUCGGCGGCUAUGUAACUGGUGGUGGCCAUUCUAUUCUUGCCCCUCGGUAUGGGCUCGCUGCGGAUCAAGUCCUAGAAGUGGAAGUUGUGACACCUUCGGGAGACAUUGUUGUGGCGAAUGAAUGUCAAAAUCAGGACCUGUUCUGGGCCACGCGAGGAGGCGGCGGAUCAACUUUUGGAGUCAUGACUUCAGUCACGAUGACCACACAUCCCUCACCACAAGUGGUAGGGUUGGCCAUAGGUUUACUUGCAUCCGACCUCAACGCUCCGUACGUAUGGGACAUGGUAGCAUAUCUGCUUUCGCAAUUCCCCUAUCUCGAUUCCAAAGGAGUGUCGGGAUACAGUUACUUAACGGGCAAUUUUACCUACCCUGGUGCCCCGUUCAGCGGAGCCGGGAUGGGAGCCGCGUUCGUCAUCCAAGACACACAAAACACGGAUGAUAUGGUUUCUAUAUGGGCCCCGAUUCUAGACCACGUUAACAAGACAUGGCCGGAUGUAACACAGACUUUUAUUCCUCAGGCCUAUCCAUCUUUCUAUGCGUGGUUUGAAGAAAAUUACGAUAAGCUCAGCGCAGGAAGCGAUAUCUGGGUCGGAUCUCAUCUUUUGAGCGCUGAUGCUUUGACUAGCAAUCAAACUGCUGUGGCCGAGGCUUUCAAGAUUUUUGAUGGUACUGCUUAUCUGGUAGCUGGUGAGGGUGUCAAGAACGCGAAGCCGAGAGGUGGCAGCAAUGCCGUAAAUCCAUCAUGGAGAAACACUCUUGUCCACACUACUACCGCGGUGGUAUUCUCACCACUCAAUCACACCGCCAAGGAAGAAGCUCUUGUCCAGGUCAAUGCCAUAACAGAGCCACUAAGGCAAUUGGAUCCUGGAAUGGGAGCUUAUGUGAAUGAGAACAACCCCGGCGAACCAGACUGGCAACACAGCUUUUGGGGAGAAAAUUAUGAGCGCCUACUUCAGAUCAAGCGAACAAUAGAUCCGGACGACGUGCUUUGGUGUAAUCCCUGCGUGGGCAAUGACCGUUGGAAGGAAAACGGGUACCAACUGUGCCGCGUUGACUCCACCGAGGGGUAGAUUCCAAUUCAGGGGUAACGAAUUGAUCGAAAUAAUGCCAGUGCACAAUACCGCUAAUAAUGCAAUUCAUUCAACAAACUAGAGCUACUUUUUUUCCUCAUCAUAUACAGUUUAUUUCUCGGCCAGUUACUUAGACUUGGGCGGCAGCUUUUCUAGCACUACAUUGUCACCCGUGAUCUCAAAAUCCCACGCAGCACGGUCGUCAAUGUCUAAUACUAGCUUAUACUUCGCCGGCCAAAGCGUCAAGGCACCAUCUGCAUCACUGCGCGAAAUCGCACCGAGCUUAAGGUCAAUUGUUGCCGUUGCCGUAUCACCAGGCUUGAUGUCGUGAAUCCGGGUGAACCCUACCAGGCUCUUA
This is a messenger RNA of Hypoxylon trugodes, 2685 nucleotides long. RefSeq names its product FAD-binding domain-containing protein. Bases 534 to 2327 code for a protein of 597 amino acids. The transcript is spliced from 6 exons. The record is from RefSeq and is a predicted model, not a curated record. Lineage: Eukaryota; Fungi; Ascomycota; Sordariomycetes; Xylariales; Hypoxylaceae. Gene Ontology annotation, molecular function: oxidoreductase activity; FAD binding.